Messenger RNA from Prorocentrum cordatum, 1101 nucleotides. NCBI's taxonomy places the organism in Eukaryota, Dinophyceae, Prorocentrales, Prorocentraceae. The record is from the annotation of a GenBank genome assembly.
AUGCACGGAUUGGCGUACGAAUCCGACGAGGAUCGACGAGGAGUUCUCAGGCGACAGCGGCUGGAUCCCCUGGUUCUGCGGCAUCAGGGGCCACGAGGCUCUUGCCGAGGUGGAGGAGGAGAGUACAUCAGGGACAACUUCAAUCUCUAUGGGCUUCGCCAGCUGAUCCAGUACUACCCGCACGCGCUCGAGAUGAUCCUCUCCAACGAGGCGCCAGACGAGGACGACCUGGCUGACGGUGAGUUCCUGGAAAUUUACAGGGACGCCACAGUCCUCUAUGGGCUCAUCCACGCGAGGUUCAUAGUGUCUCCCCGCGGCCUUCAGGUCAUGAGGGAGAAGUACCUCCAGGGCGUGUUCGGCACCUGCCCGCGGGUGUACUGCGAGCGGCAGCACGUCCUGCCCAUCGGCACCUCGGAGGACGUUCGUGUGUCUCAGGUGAAGAUGUUCUGCCCACUUUGCGAGCAGGUGUACUCGCCCAUGAGCAAGUUCAAGGAGCUGGACGGCGCGUACUUUGGGACCUCCUUCCCACAGGUGUUCUUGCAGACCUAUGCCUCGCUGGUGCCCCUGGAGCCGCCACGCUCCUUCGUCGCUCGCGUGCACGGCUUCAAGAUGCACAGGCAGAAGUCCUUGAUCGCUAGGAGAUUGCGUGAACAGGCCGCGUCGUCCCAGAGCGCGGGGACGAGGCCCGCGGACAAGCUGAAGGACGCACAGCAGUCGCAGGACUUGAUCACGGCCGAGCUCCGGCGGGCGCCGCUGGCCCCGGCGAGCUGCAGGUGGAGUGAGCGCGCGGCCGGCGCUUUCCUUCCACGGGGGGGCAUCCUCCGGGAGUCCGUUCCAGCGAAGGGGGUCGGUGGAUGGCAGAAGAGGAGGAGGAGAGGAGUGGAGGUAGGGGCAGGGCAUGCAUCUCCUUCGGGCCCUGCGCUCCCAGCUGCCCGCCCUGGGCCGCUCUUCACCGUGUGCGGACUCGGGCCGCCGCCAGACAAGUUGGCAGGCAGGCGGGGAGGCCUCCUCCCUCCUCAUCCCUCCCUCCGUUACCUUGCUUCUCUCCUCUCAUCACCCCUCCUCCAUCUCCAGCCGUUAGCCCGCGGCCAUCAGGGAUAG